CGCAACCGCUGUAUGACAGCUGUGCUGUGUUAGAAAAUUGGAAAUUAUGAAGUAGAUUUAUUUCUAAAUUAGUGAGUUUAAAUGACAGUUGGAAAAGAAACCAUGGGGGAGCAGCCAAUCUUCACGUGCAAGGCGCACGUGUUCCACAUAGACCCGAAGACGAAAAGAUCGUGGAUGUCGGCCAGCUCCGCGGCGGUGUCGGUGUCGUUCUUCUAUGAUUCCUCGAGGAAUCUGUAUAGAAUCAUCAGCGUGGAGGGGACUAAGGCGGUAAUAAACAGCACGAUAACAGCGAACAUGACGUUCACGAAGACAUCGCAAAAGUUCGGACAGUGGAGCGACGUACGAGCGAACACCGUGUACGGGCUUGGUUUCGCGUCAGAGGCGGAGUUGGGGAAGUUCAUCGAGAAGUUCCAAGAGGUGAAGGAAGCGAUACAAGCUGCGCAAUGCGGUAAACCGGCCAAUGGUUCCGGUGCGGCCACGCCCGUAGCGUCCGCUACUGCGUCACCGCUGUUAGCAGCACGUGCUGCGGGGGACGAACCGCCCGCACAGCUUUCGCCCGCACAGCCAAAAACAGAAAACGACGAAAUGAAUGUACAUCAGCGGGCGCAUUCAGUCUCCUCUACUAUUCAGGGCGGUUACGCGACAGUGGGUCGAGCUGCUCGUGGUCCACUUAGUUCGUCCGCGGGAACCGAACCCGCACCGCCCGACACCGCGGAGCAGCUGCGGUACGAGAACGAUCGGUUGAAGCUUGCGCUCGCGCAGAGUUCAGCGAACGCAAAGAAAUGGGAGGUCGAACUGGCGACCCUCAAGAGCAAUAACCUUCGACUAACAGCCGCUCUACAAGAGAGCACUGCGAAUGUGGACGAGUGGAAACGGCAGCUACACCAGUACAGGGAGGAGGUGGCACGAGCGAGACAUUACGCUGGCAAGGGUGGUGACGCCAAUGAAGUGGAACAACUGCGACAGCGCGUUGCUCAACUCGAGGCGGAGUUGACGCAGAAGAACGAGGAAUUGGCGCAAAUCACCAAGUCCAAGAAGAGUGAACAGGAUGCAGAGGCGAAAAUGGCGCAGAGCCAGCUGGAGCUAGCGAUGGCGGCGCAGGACGGACAGCGGCAAGUGAUACAAGCGCUGAACGACCAGUUGGCUAGGCAGAUUGAUGAGCUGUCAACAAUCCACCGCGAGAUAAACACUGCGCUAGCGACAUGAGGCGCGGCGCGCGCGGGCCCGGCCGUGCUGCCGCUGCUGCUGCGCGCUCCGCCCCCCGCGCACGUGCACACCACACACGUGCUCACAGGUACAGCGCACGCGCACGCCCCGGAGCCGCACUACGUGGCGCUGCCGCCGCACUACUGAACUGAGCUAUCGGUAUUCCGCGUGCAGGACAUGUUCUAGCGUUCCAUUUUUGAAUUUGAAUUUUUUUUUUCGAGUGGUGUAGUGCUUUUUUUUUCUUUCUGAACUGUUUUCAGCCAAUGAUAUAACACCUGAUAAUUUUGUAGUUUUUUUUUGGAGUAGUGUUUUUUUUUUCUGAACUUUUGUUUUCAGACAGUGAUCUCGCUUGAUGGGCUUCACAAUGAGCGUUGAAUUUGAAUUUUGUGUGUUUUAUUCUGACGAGCAUUUGUUGGGCCAACGUUUGCCAUUGUGAAGAAUGCCCAUGAUGUUAAGCGCAGAUGCAGUCCAAUUAGCGUUUUUGUUGCUUUUUUAUUUUUUGUGUGCCAAGUUGGGAUGGUCGUGAUUUUUUAUAGUAAUGGUGAUAUAGAUUUUUUUGUAGAAUUGUUAGAUUUGAUUUAAUAUUUAAUUUUAAAGCAUUUAACUGUUUUAUAAAUUAAACUUUUUCCCGCCCGCCUGAUGAUUUUUUUAUAUUUAUAAAUUUCUCAUUAGUAGGUUGGGUUUGUAAUGUAAUCUGUGCAAUAUAAUUAUGUGUGUGAAUAAAUGUUUUAAUUUUUUUUUUAAUAUGAUUUUAAGAUUUUUUGGAAAUGUUUUUAAAUUCGUUUAAAAUAGUUGUUUGUUGUGUUGAAUUCUUACAAUUUUAAAAUGCAUAAUAUGACUCGCUUCAAAACAACUUACAGUAGAAACAAUAAAAAAAUUGCAAUCAUCCCAAUGCACACGAUUUUAUAUUUCAAAUAUGUAUUUGUUUUUAAAUAUUUAAAAGACAUUUUAAUUGUAUUAUUUUUUUUUCGUCCUAUUUUGUGAACUAACCGUGACAAUCAUAAUUUAUAACUUCCUCUUUGUCAGAUUUAUAUUGUAUUGUAGAGAAAGUUUCUCAUAUUUUACUUAUUUCUAUGUAGAUGUUUUAUUAUAUAGUUCUUAAUGUCGAAUUUGAUUCUGAAAUAUGAACAUAAAUUUUUGAUUCCAGUUUGAUCAAAAUAAGGAAUUUCAAUAGUCGAUUUGCAACUUUUUAUUUAUUUCAUUUUUUAAUAUGCACUGGUAUAUUAUAUUUUAAAAAUGUUGCAAUACGAUAAAUCCUUAUUAUGAUCUAAAAAAGGGUCAUAUUAAAAAAGGAGAAUGACUUUUAACAUCGUAAAGUAAAAAAUAAACUAGACUAUUAAAAAACAUCAUUUAGAAACCAUUUUUAAAAUCUGUAAUUAAAACUUUCUACGUGAAAUGACAUCUUUAUAUUUCAGUUUUAGAAUUAGAUUUAUAAAAUGUUUUCAACAAAAAUUUCAUAUGUCGUAGUGUUCUAGUGAAUUUUUAAUACGUAUUUUUUUUAUUAGUAUUUUAAUGUUUUACAAUAUUCUACCCACCUCUGUUUGUAAAUAAAUUCUUUAUUUAAUUAUUAUCAUUAUUAAAAAAUAAGUAAGUUUUUAUGUCUGUAACAUGAACCUGCGUAGCGGAAUAUCGAUACCUAUCUGUAGCAUUUUAUUAGUCACUUAAGUACUGUUAGCAAAAUAACGAAUUUAAUUAUUAUAGGUAAAUUUAAUUUUUUUUUUAUUGCACACUAUACAAGAUAGCUUUCACAGCUCAAUAUA
Colias croceus (clouded yellow) is the source of this 2966-nucleotide messenger RNA. It is a transcript of the gene homer, whose product is annotated as homer protein homolog 2. The transcript is spliced from 12 exons. Gene Ontology annotation, cellular component: plasma membrane; cytoplasm; dendrite. Gene Ontology annotation, molecular function: G protein-coupled glutamate receptor binding. Lineage: Eukaryota; Metazoa; Arthropoda; Insecta; Lepidoptera; Pieridae. The coding region runs from base 82 to 1206 and encodes 374 amino acids. The record is from RefSeq and is a predicted model, not a curated record. Gene Ontology annotation, biological process: regulation of store-operated calcium entry; G protein-coupled glutamate receptor signaling pathway.